AUUUGCCAGAAAAGUCUUGUUCCAGCAGAAAACUCGGUCUCAUUCCAGUCAGAGGUGGAGGGAACUCAUUUAAUCGACACUAACGAACCCGUUGGGAUUAACUUUCUCUCCCUCUUGGUUGGUCCCUGCAGUGGUCCCCAUCCCUAACAAACAGUAUGUCCGAGUGGGUCCGGUCACUGUGCAUAACAACAUGUUGUUCAUGUGGACUUUCCUUUAAUGACAGUUGGAUGAACACGUUCCCUUCAAGUGCCAAAUCUUGGGAAUCUCUGGUUGAAAUUUCUAGCCGAAUGCCACUCUAACUGUGCUUAAUCAAGGACCGGAUAAAGAAAAUAAAGAGAAGACCGUGUCGACGCUAAAGAUAAUGACCAUUUGGCUCUAUGAGCUCGCGAAAGUGUGAGGAAAUGGACCUCAUUUUGUUGGUGUUAUGUGGGGGAAAACAGUUGAAAAUUACCCCUUGAGCACCACAGGUGCUGGGAGGCAAUAACAAUGGAGAGCUUCAACGUUGUUGGACAAGCCUCCAAGGAGGGAGCAAAUCUCGGAUGGUUGUGUGUCUGAUUCCCAUUAGCCGUCGUGUAACUUGGAGCUCUGCAGCCUCAUCUGCAGUAGAAGUUGAGGCUCGGGGCCUCUAUCCUCCUCAUUCUCUCUCUCUCAUUCUUGGAUGCUUGUGGGUCGCUCGUCGUCAUCGUGCCUUGAGGGGGAAAUUCGUUCCGAGAAAGCAUGGAUUGAGUUGGAAUAACGAGACGAAGAGGCCAUAAAAAUUCUAAUAGCCUCAAGUAAUAUUCCGAGCGAUUUGGAAGAAAACCCUACGAAAUUGGGAAUUUCGGUAUGAAGGGCCCCUCGCCAUCUUCUUGUUGAAGAAAAUCAAAUGGACAUCCUUACCCCGAUCUAUUGCUCAUGGACAUGUUGCCCAUCAGGGUCUUGCAUCUUGUUCUUUCAUCUAUCUAUGCAAUCAUAUUGAUAGGAUGACCGAUGAAAUGGAUUCCCAUAAUGGUCUAACUCUGCCAGAAUUGGAGGUCCCGGAAUCCGGGGUCAUAUUCACGUUUGGCAAGUCCAAGUUCGCCGAAAACGCACCCAGCAAGUUUUGGAUCAAAAAGGACCUCAUCACUCAGAUCUCUUGUGGCGAUGAGCACACGGCCGUGGUGACCCAUUCUGGGCGACUCUUUACCUUCGGCAGCAACGAGUGGGGACAAUUGGGGCUUGGUCACAAUGAGAGCGUGAUCAAGCCCAGUUGUGUGAAGGCUCUAAAGCCCGAUAAAGUGAUCCUGGUGGCUUGCGGCAAGAGUCAUACCAUUGUUUACAUGGAAAGUGGGCGUCUCUUGGCUUUUGGUUCGAAUGCCGACGGCCAACUCGGCGUAGGACGAACGCCUGAGUUCACUAAUAGACCUUUGGAAAUCACCAAUGAAGUGAUCAAGGAAGAGGUGGCUCAGCUGGCCGCCGGCUUUUCUCACACAAUGGCCUUGGGACAAGACAGUGGGCAGGUGUACGUUUGGGGCAAUAACGUGGAUGGUCAGCUGGGCUUGGGCGAAGAUGCACCCGAGACCUUUUAUGAGCCCACUCUCCUGGAAUUUUCAUCUCGCAUUUCGCAAAUUUCCUGCGGUUACCACCACAGUGCCUUCAUAACUAGCCCGGAAGGUUUUCUUUAUGUCUUCGGAGAUGGAGAUGACGGCAAAUUGGGCCAAGGAUCUCAAGGGGCAGACUCAGAGUCCUUCUCAUGCGACGAGCCGAGCAAAGUUAAUUUACCAGAAAAGGCCGUAAUGGUGGCGUGUGGAGGAUCUCAUACAGUGGUGCUUACCGAUGUUGGCCAUGUAUAUUCAUUUGGACUCUCCACCAACGGUCAACUUGGUUUGGGCACGAGCAUUCUCAGCGCCAGAGAUCCAACCUUAAUUACUUCGUUGGCCAAUCAUUUUCCAGGCAAACUGGUUCACAUUUCUUGUGGGGAAAACCACACGGCCGUCGUCUCCGAGGAUGGCCAUGUAUUCAUGUUUGGCGACGGUCGUCAUGGAAAGCUCUGUCUGGACGUUGAAACCAUGACCAAUCAUUUCACACCCGUGUACCCAUCUCGCUUCCAGGGAUUCCAAGUGCAAACUGCCAAAUGUGGGGGCUGUCACACGAUGGUUUUUGCCCUUCCCAUUCCCGGUUACGACUUCGAGAAACCUCUUCGAGACGGGAUAAAUGAGGCAUUGCUAGAAAAUGGCCAUCUCGACGAAGACGCGAACCCCAACGCUCGGCAAAUUCAUCGAGAUUCCAAUCAAGAAAAACGGCUUCUUCCUCCUAUUAAGCCUCGACAAACGCUCCCCUCCGAUCCCAAUGAAAUUCUACAUGUGGGCUCAGACAUCAUAAAGGUUAAUGGCGAUGAAAGUGGACCUGGAUAUCCUGACAACCAAGACGAGAGCCGCCAUUCGGCAGUGCCCUCAUCCGAAGAGGAGACCGACAACGUCGAGGACAAGAGCACAAAAUCACCCAACCAAGAGGAAGACGAUGGAGGUAACACCGAGAAGAACGGAUCUGACGACCAAACUGAGGAACAACGCCAAGAUGAUGAUAAUGAGGGAAAGACCGAGACCGCAAGGGAUCAGAGUGAACCUGAGACCAAAACCAAGGCGACGGGGAAACUUACCAACUUCUUCUCGUCGUUGGGAGUGAAGAAGAAAUCGAAGGCGACGAAGCCAGAGCAGCUCACCGAGGCUCCAAGCAAGAACGAGGAUGCUCCCAAGGAAAUCAAAGCCAAGUCCAGUGGAGAUAAAGUUAAAAAUAAAAAACCUAAAACUGUGCGAUUCUUCAGCCGCUCUAGAGCGGACGUCAACAAGUCGGAGGAGAGUCUUCAAAAGUCGUCGGAAAAUGAAGAUGAAGCUCCCUCACAAGGUUCAUCUUCAGCAGCCAAAUACAAAGAAGAGCCAGGAAUGUUUGAUGAUGAUGAUGAUAAUGAUGAUGAUGAUAAUGCCAAAUCCUAUGAAUCCUUGGGACAAGAAAACCCUGACGACAAUUUAGAAGAGGAGUCUGCGGACGACUUGAAUAGUUCAACCCGAUCGAUGCCAAACAAACCGGAAUCACAUCCAGAAGUGAGGGAAGCAUUUAUAGAUUUACAAGACUCUACGACACAGAAAAAGAACAAUGCAACGACCAACCAUGAAAAGGCGAAAUCCAAGACAUGCAUCUUGAUCUGAAAGCUCAAAUCAUUGUUCAAGUCACACAAUUGAUUGCAAUGAAACUAUUGGGACUCAGAGUUGUUCUCCCAAUUUCUAGAGUAUUAUUACGCACCUGAACAAUAGUCUUCUUAUAAUGUACAAUUAGUGAGUGAAAGCCAAAGGAUUUGUCAUUCCAGUUUACCCAUACGUAACCCAUCAAAGCACAAAAUAUUAUGCGACUUGUUAAACCCAGA
This is a messenger RNA of Tigriopus californicus, 3379 nucleotides long. RefSeq names its product X-linked retinitis pigmentosa GTPase regulator-like. Gene Ontology annotation, molecular function: ubiquitin protein ligase activity. The coding region runs from base 963 to 3164 and encodes 733 amino acids. The record is from RefSeq and is a predicted model, not a curated record. Lineage: Eukaryota; Metazoa; Arthropoda; Copepoda; Harpacticoida; Harpacticidae. Gene Ontology annotation, biological process: ubiquitin-dependent protein catabolic process; protein ubiquitination. The transcript has 2 exons.